Molecule: messenger RNA, 1868 nt
Organism: Zeugodacus cucurbitae (melon fly)
Lineage: Eukaryota; Metazoa; Arthropoda; Insecta; Diptera; Tephritidae
Gene: Kal1
Product: anosmin-1
Exons: 7
Coding region: 204-1769 (521 amino acids)
Biological process (GO): neuron differentiation
Cellular component (GO): extracellular region; cell surface
Molecular function (GO): protein binding; peptidase inhibitor activity
Source: RefSeq, a predicted model, not a curated record
UCGCCAAUCUUGUACAUUCGAUCAGAGAUCAACAGAGCAACAAGUCAGUACAGCACUUGGACCGCGAUUAGUCUUUAGUAUUGCUUCUCUUAAGUUGCGUGCUAUGUAUCGCGGGUGCAUUUCGAGAUUGAUCGCGCAUAAAACUGUUAUUUAGUUCGCUGUUAAAGAACGUAUAUAUAUAAUCUCAUUUCCGGAAUUUGAAAAUGGCUUUCGACCUCACCGUUCAACCUGUGUCCGCAUCUAUUUGCAUUACGCUGUUCUUAUUGCAAUAUGUCCAGCACGUAAUAGGCAAGCAGCUCGCCCACGUUUCGCACCAUAACACAGCAGCUAUUCAACACUGCUCAGCCAUUGAUGUUAAGGAGAAAAUCGUAGAGCUACAAUGCAAUGCCAAGUGUGCGGUCGACAGUGUGAAAACGACCACGGAAGAUCCACAAGUCUGUUUUCAACAGUGCCAAGCGUUCAUUUAUCGCGAACCGCGUCGUGGCUUCUGUCCCAGCAAACGAAAUUUUACGCUACCCGAAUUCUCGCCAUUGCAACAGCUUACCUGCCUCGACAACUGUAUAUACGACUCCGAUUGUCCGCUGGUGCAAAAGUGUUGCGACAUUGGCUGUGGACCUGUCUGUGUCGAUGCCUUUGGUGUACGGGAGGAUGCCUUGUUGCCACCAAUACCGAAAAUCGUAAAUUCAAAAUUGGGGCGUGGAAACAAGGUGGAAAUCACCAUUGAGUCGUCGGCCAAUUCUACUUACUAUUGUCAUGUGGAAGUGCGGUACCACUUUGGUGUUUCAUACGCUGAGCGGAAGCUUAGCCCUUGGCAAUGUCAACUGGUGGAGAAAAUUGCUGAGAUUUCUGAUGCACGCAGCAAAAGAAUAGAUAUCUCUUUUAAUCUUAAACCCGGUUACUGGUAUCAAGCGCGUGUAGCAGCAAUUAAUGCAUAUGGUUUUCGUGGUUAUUCUGAGCCCUCCAAAGUGUUUCGCUUAACACACAAUCCCAAGCCACCGAAAUCUCCAGCUGAUGUGCAAGUGGUCGCCACAGUUUUUAACGGUCGUCACUACAAGGUGAAAAUUGCUUGGUGUCCAUCGAAGUCGAAUUUGCCAAUUGAAAAGUAUAAAGUGAUAUGGUCGCUUUAUGUCAGGAAUAACGACGAAUCGGUUAUAACGAAUGAAACAUAUGUCAAGGAUACACACUAUUUUGAGAUAACGGAACUUUUACCAGAGUCCAGCUACUACAUACAAGUCCAGUCGAUAUCCAUCAAUGGCAGUCGCCGUUUAAAAUCAGACAAGUGCUCAUUGCUCUAUAACACCACCCAACCGGCGGAGCCAAACAAGCCACUCAAAUGUUCGCGUCAAAAUCACGGGCAUGACCAACAACAACAACACAUUGACACUAGCUCGCGAACGAUUGAAGGAGCGCACAUGCCAACAGCAUUAGCAAAAACAGCGCCUAAAGGAUAUGAAGUGCAUUAUCGGUAUAGUCGGAAGUUUGGUAUGAUUGUACAAAUAACGGGAUUUUUACCACAUAAAGAGAAAGUAUUCGAACUGUGUCCGAAAGAGAGCAACUGCGAGCAACGCGAAUAUAGCGCUAUACGGGUCAAGCAAGACGCAAUCGAAUUCAAUCAGUUCAAAUUUGAUACCACUUAUGUACUCAAAGCUUUCAAAGCCAACUCUUUGAGCGCUGAGUCAGCGCGUGCUGGAAAUGGUUCUUUCGUAUUUACCACGCCAAAAUGUGAAACCUUCAAAAAUCGCUUUCCUAAAGUGUCGUUAAGGUGUUGAACUAAGCUGUUCAAUUAUAUACAACUAUUUUUAAUAAAUUAAUAAUCGUUUUUUUUUUACAGGACAAUUUUAUAAUAAAAACGUAUUAUUUUAUCAAAA